Molecule: messenger RNA, 747 nt
Organism: Aureobasidium melanogenum CBS 110374
Lineage: Eukaryota; Fungi; Ascomycota; Dothideomycetes; Dothideales; Saccotheciaceae
Product: putative lung carbonyl reductase
Exons: 2
Coding region: 1-747 (248 amino acids)
Molecular function (GO): oxidoreductase activity, acting on the CH-OH group of donors, NAD or NADP as acceptor
Source: RefSeq, a predicted model, not a curated record
AUGUCUCGGUUUUCGUUGGCCGGCAGGACUGCGCUUGUCACCGGCGGAGCUCGUGGCUGCGGCCUGGCCAUGGCUGAAGGACUCGCCGAAGCAGGUGCGAACAUCGCAAUAUUCGACAUGAUCGAGCCAGAACCAGCAUUUUCAGAACUCGCGACGAAGUACAAGGUCAAAACAGUGUUCUAUAGAGUCGAUGUAACAUCGUCCGAGAGUCUGAGCGAUGGGUUUGCGGAGUUCGAACGAGAUUAUGGUGGUGCGCUCGACAUCUGCGUACCUUGUGCAGGAGUCAACAAGAAUGUCAAGCUCCUUGAUACGACUCCGGAAGACUUUGACAGACUGAUCAACGUCAAUAUCAAGGGUGCUUACUUCACCAUGCAACAUGCCGCUAACAUGAUGAUCAAAAACAACACAACUAAAGGGUCCAUCAUACUAGUGGCCUCGAUUGCAGCUUCCAGGGCAGUUCGAGGACAAUAUUCUUCGGCGUAUUGUGCAACCAAGGGAGCUGUCAGAGCGAUGUGCGCACCGGCUGCUGUGGAGCUCGCUGAGUACAGCAUUCGCGUCAACACGAUUUCGCCGGGAUAUAUCAAGACGGAGAUGACGGCGCCGUUCCCGCACCUGCUCGAGAGCUGGAAAUCGGAGGUCAUUAACAACAGGAUCGGCAUGCCGGACGACAUCAGAGGGGCGUGCAUCUUCUUGGCCAGUGACGCGAGCAGCUACAUGACUGGCAAUGACAUUGCAGUGGACGGGUGA